Molecule: messenger RNA, 2682 nt
Organism: Hymenoscyphus albidus
Lineage: Eukaryota; Fungi; Ascomycota; Leotiomycetes; Helotiales; Helotiaceae
Source: the annotation of a GenBank genome assembly
AUGGGUUCUCAACUUGACUCAGAUGAGUCUAAUGUUGAUAUGGAGGAUUACGACGACCACCUUGAAGGAGAUCUAGAGGCGGAAUUGGAGGAAGCCCUUUACGCAUCAGACGAUGAAGACGACACAAAUGAUGAAGUAAGCCAGGUUGGAGAUGACGACUUUUAUACACAAGAACAAGAAAACGAGGGACAAUUACCCGACGAGGUCGAAUAUCAUGGAGAGCUUGAGGAGAAGGAGGAAGACUCGCUUGCACAACUCGCCGCGUUGGAAGAAGAAGCCCGAAAAACAGCACUGGACGACGAGAAACACGAAUCUGAGCUCCUGAAUUUGCUAUCCCAAGGACCUCAAGAGCCAGGUCCAGAAGACACAGAACAAAUCCAUGACCAAAUCCUCCUUUAUAAUCCCGAAAGAACCCCAUCAAUGCCUCGCAUCAAGGAACUCGAGGAGGAAGUUGCAGAUCUAUACUACCAAAUCGAAGGCUCAGGCGGAUUCAAGGAGCAAAUCGGCAAUCUUGAAAGUACAAUCCACCGCGAAGAAUUGAUACAACUACGAACGCAAUUGGAAAUGGUGAUUAGAGAAAAGGAAAAUCUGGAAAAAGAACUCGAGAUUGCUCAAGCGAAUGAGUCCGAAAGUCAUCAAAUUGGGUACGCUUUGCGGUCUGAUGGAACGUAUGAUUUUGACUUCUUUAGCACUCCCCUUCACGCUGCCGACCCCCAUUCCGAGGACCCAGAAAAUCCGAAUGUUUUUCUUGUAAGUCCACGAACUUUACACUCGAAGGUUGGACAGGAGGAUGAAUUGAGAGAUAUGAAGGAGAAAUACGACAACUUAGAGCAGAGGUAUAAUGAUCUGGUUGCAGGAGGAUAUAGCUCGUCAUUGGAAAUAACGAAAUUCGAUGAUUUAGAGACGAAAGUAAAGGAACAGCAAGAAGAAAUUAGCGUCUUUGCCAGGCAAAUUACGGAGUCAGAAGCUGAACGAAUGUCUCUUUUGGGGAAAGCAAAAGCAGAUUCAGAGCAGCUUGUUGCAUUGCAACAAAGACUGGAAGAAGAAGCAGAAAGGGAUAACGAACAAGCUCAAGGAUAUGCACACGAUAUCUUGACAAAAGAUGCAGAGAUCAAUAGGCUCUCUGACCACAUAACCGAACUGAACUCUCAACAUGAAUUACUGGUUCUGUCCCAACAAGAGUUGCUAGCAGCACAGAGCCAGUCUCAAGAUACAACAAAAGAAAAAGACAGUCAAAUUGAGGAGCUCAAAUCCAUCAUCAAGACGCAAGAACUUACAAUCCAAGACCUGACAUCGAGCCUCGAAGCCCAAUUCAGCUCUCUAACCGCCUCACAAAACGAAGUACUAUCCCUCCGCGAAAAGAUCUCAAACAUCAAACCCGAGAGGGACAUUUCACUCCAAAUCUCGCCCAAAACCGUGCCCGAAGCACAAUCCCUACAUAUCCAACUCCUAGAAAAGGAACAAGAAAUCGCCAAUCUUCAAGAAGUGAAGUCCUCCUAUUCAUCGCUUCGAGAAGUCUACCACCGCGAUAUCUCUCACCUACAAUCCAAAAUCGAAGAACAAAAACAGCAAGGAAAGACACUCGUAAACGAGCUACAACGUCGCCUCUCUGAGAGCAGGCGCGGCCGAAUUAACCUUCAAGAUAAAGUCAUCUCUCUGGGUGGCGAUAUAGAUAAUGCACUGCUCGGUACGCCUGCUGAGCGAGAUGAUCCCAUGGACAUCGUCAAGUCCGAGCUCCCCGCAACGCAACAAGAACUAAGGCAAAAAGAUGAAGAAAUCCAAAAGAUCAGGAAGGAGAAUGAAGGAUUAGUUGGUACGAUCGCUGGUUUGAAUAAAGUUCUCAAGGAAACCAUAAAAGAGAAAGAUGCAUCAGUUGAGAAGUUAACAGGGUUAAUUAAGAGGUUCGAUGAUAUCGUGGAGGAAGAUUUAGCUCGAAGGGAGAAAUCUGUGGAUCAAGAGAAGGCCUUUGACCUUCAACUUGUGAAACAGAGAGACGAUAAGAAACAGUUACAAAAAUCAGUAGACAAGGCCGAGAAAGCCAUAGAAAAACUUGAGGAGGAGAAGAAGAAAGCCGUCGAAAAAGCAGAAUCUCACAGCGCCAAAUCUUCAGAAGCCGAACAGAUUCAGAAGAGAAACUCAGAACUAGAAGCUCAAAAUAACUCCCUGUUACAGCAAAUGGCACUUCGAGCAUCAGCAAUACAAACGGCUAUCCUACCACGAACACCUAUCCUCCCACCCACACCUAUCCUCCCACCCACACCUAUCCUACCACAGACGCCUAUUCUCCCACCAGCGCCUAUCCUACCUCCAAAGCCACAGCGAAAGCAACCAGCACCCCAACCAAAACAAAAAGCUCCACGCAAACCGAAAAAAGUAAGACCGCCACCCUCACCAAAACCAAAACCAAAACAUCCGGCCCAACGACCUGAGCCAGGGCCCACAUCUCCACCUCUGAAAAGAAGUACCAGAGCAACGAGAAACCCACAACCAGUAUACACAUAUCCCGCCGUCUUAACAGGGAGGGUUACGAAGAAAAUCGGGAAAAUUGAUUUGAAGGGUAAAGCGAGGGUAGAAGCGAUACAAGAAAGCCCUUUAGAGCCUGAGUUUGAACGGGAUCCGGAUUGGAGGGAGAAGACGGUAGGGGUUUGGGAACUUGAUGAUGAGGAAGAGGAAGAGGGGUGA